Orbicella faveolata is the source of this 2325-nucleotide messenger RNA. RefSeq names its product proline dehydrogenase 1, mitochondrial-like. Gene Ontology annotation, cellular component: mitochondrion. The record is from RefSeq and is a predicted model, not a curated record. Gene Ontology annotation, molecular function: calcium ion binding; proline dehydrogenase activity; FAD binding. Lineage: Eukaryota; Metazoa; Cnidaria; Anthozoa; Scleractinia; Merulinidae.
GGUAUAUUAUCUAGAACUAUAGGCAAGCAUUGCGUUCACAAAGCUCUGUGCCUGCAAGUACCUUCACAGGUUGUGCAAGGCUACAUGACUUUCCUGAAAGACUCUCGCCACUAAUAGGCCUGCAAUGCAUUGCAUGCAAAGGUCAAUACAUUAUUACAGUCAAUCUCUUGGGUUUUAAAGGACCUGACUACCUACAAAUACCUGAUUGGUGUAUGUAAUCUAGUUUACCAGUUUCACACAUUAUGUCUCUAGGACACCUACUCCAAAAUCCAGACAGACAUGGAACUGGCAAGACGGGAAGGUUACAUGUUUGGUGCCAAGCUAGUCAGAGGUGCCUACAUGGAACAAGAACGACUGAGGGCAAGCACUUUGGGCUACACUGAUCCAAUCCACCCAAGCUACAAGGCAACAAGUAAAUGUUUUGAUGAAGUUUUAAAUGCUGUGUUGGAGGAAACAAAGAGAGGAAAUGCUAAUGUUCUUGUCGCAACUCACAAUGAGAACUCCAUCCAGGUUGCCAUCAAGAGGAUGCACGAAUUGGGAAUUUCACCGCAGGAAAGGAAAGUUUUCUUUGGACAGCUUUUGGGAAUGUCUGAUGCAAUCUCAUUUACACUUGGUAAUAAGGGAUAUGCUGUGUACAAGUAUGUUCCAUUUGGGCCAGUGGACGAGGUACUGCCCUAUCUCUCAAGGCGAGCCAUGGAAAACAAGGGUCUUCUUAAGGGAGUACUCAAAGAGAGGGGUCUUCUAUGGGGAGAGCUGAAAAGGAGGUUCCAAGAAGGAGAGCUCAAAUAUGACCCAACUUUGGUACAAGUUGGUUCUACAUAGAGUGGUGCUGACAUUAUUCUUAUGCUGUUACACCAGGUGCUUUCAGCAACUGUUAUUCUUUCCGUGAACAGAGCACUACUAUACCGUUCAUUCACAUGGUAACAGUGGUUUGAAAGCCUUCAAGUAUUGCUAAUGCGGAGCAGUUUUGAGAGGCAGUGCGACAAGUCUUUGUUCAUGCGAACUUUGCUGCAUUGAAUGAUUAUUACAGUUUUGUGAGAAGACUGUCUAAGUCUUCAAAACUGAAGGUGUCUGAAUGUGUGUGCCACAUACUCUUACAGGUAUUUGAGGAGUGCAAAUAGUAAUAUGAUUGAAUGUAUGUCAAUUUGUAUAAAAUUAUUGGUUUAAUUUUAACGUCAAUUGAGGAAUACUUUAAUUCAUGGCUGAAUUUUAAAACUCCCCAUUUCACUUGUCAUAUCAAUGCUAAGUACUACUUACUUAGUAAUAAAGAACAAAAUAAUUUGGAACACAGAUUCAACACUGAUGUGAACAAUUUGGUUUCACAGUGAGUGAACAUUUUUUUUUACAAUAGCUGUACAUAUCAACCCAGAAAUGAAGUUUAUUUUGCAUACAAAGCAAUUUUCCUAUAGGUAUGGAACCCUUGGGGAAAUAAAUCAUUGGUAAGGACUGUAGAAAUAUUUUGGAGCCAGGUAAAUAAUUUCAUUUUUCUGUGGAGUUGUGCACAAGGGUGUGAAAUUCUUAUGUAUUUAUUAUAAUUACAGAGAUUAAGGGUAUCUUGCAAGUUUGCAAUUGAAGGAUUGAAAUGCUACUUAUUUAAUUAAUUCCCCCUUUCCCCCUGAUCCUUCAAUGAAUGAACAAGUUCAUAGCCGGUAGUGAAACAUAGUGUCAAUAAUAUGAUCUCUUGGUUUCAAACAGGAUUAUUUGUUAGCAAACCUAAGACAAAGGUCAAUAAUUCAAGUUGAACUUUCUUUUCCUUUGUGAAGGGGAUUUCACUUUUAAUUCAUUGUGGGGGGAAAAAAAUGAAUUUUUGUAUCAAAGGAUCAAUAAUUUGCAUUUUUCGUGUAAAUAAUAUUAACCUGAUUUUCGAUUAAUUUAGUCUUUUAAGUCAAUGGUGUGUAUAGGAUGAAUUCUAUAAUGUUAAGUAUCCACUUAUUAUUAGGUAAAAUGAAUUGUAAAAAUAGGUGUUGCUGGCAACAGGCUGAUUGAAUAAAUGUAAACACUAUGUAGUUGUGAAUAUUACAGAAAUGAGUUUGUGUAAUUCUAGGUUAUUAGAAGGGGAUUCCACCCAGUAUCCAGAAAAGACCUACUUCAUCAGUGACCUACCCUAAACUUCCACCAACCCACCCCACCUCCAUUUCCAACUAUGUCCCAGUCUUGCAUGUAAAUAUAGGUCUAGAGAAUGACAUGGUUCAAAAUUUCAUCCAAUUGUUUUCCCAGUAUCCAGAGAAGACCUACUUCAACAGUGACCUACCCUAAACUUCCAUCAACCCAACCCACCUCCACUGCACCUCCACUGGCAGUGAGACCCUUGAUAGCAACAAUGUC